UGAGGCAGCGGCGGCGGCGGCGGCUGCUGCUGGGGCGGUUGGAGGGGCAGCGGGGCCAAGCUGGGGCCAAUUGCCAACGGCUUGAGGCGGAGGAGGGCGAGGGAAAGGCUGCCACGGGGCGAGGGAGCGAUGUAAGAGGCCAACGCCCAGGACCAGCUUUGCCAAAUAUCUUUGAAAAUAUGGCCUGGAGAAUGACCAUACAUAUCAUCUGUUGAAGUAAAGGAAAGCAAUUUGUGGUGCAAAGUAGAGUUCCUGGAACAUAGUAAGCAUUUGAUGGUUGUUGAGUUCCCCAAGAAUGUAGUUCAUCUCUGCCUGUGACUGGAUCUCAUAAAAGUACUGAACUAGAUUUGUAAUGAAAUGGAGUCUGGAACAAGUUCUUUUCGAGUGGAAUUUCCUGAUUUUUCUAGCACCAUUUUGCAGAAACUAAACCAGCAGAGACAACAAGGACAAUUAUGUGAUGUUUCCAUUGUAGUCCAAGGACACCUUUUCAGGGCUCACAAGGCUGUUCUUGCUGCCAGCUCACCUUACUUCUGUGACCAGGUGCUACUGAAAAACAGCAGAAGAAUAGUUUUGCCUGAUGUUAUGAAUCCAAGGGUUUUUGAGAACAUCCUUCUCUCUACUUACACAGGACGACUAGUGAUGCCUGCUCUAGAAAUUGUCAGUUAUCUGACAGCAGCCAGUUUCCUCCAGAUGUGGCAUGUGGUAGACAAAUGCACUGAGGUUUUAGAAGGAAAUCCGACAGUCCUUUGUCAAAAGCUAAAUCAUGGCAGUGAUCAUCAGUCACCAAGCAGCAGUAGCUACAAUGGCCUAGUUGAAAACUUUGAGCUUGGUGCUGGUGGACACCCAGAUUUCCCUAAAACCCAAGAACUGAGAGAUGGAGAGAAUGAAGAAGAGAGUUCCAAAGAUGAAUUGUCAUCUCAGCUAACUGAACACGAAUAUCUUCCCAGCAACUCCUCAACAGAACAUGAUAGACUAAGUACUGAAAUGACCAGUCAGGAUGGUGAAGAAGGGGCCAGUGAUAGUGCCGAAUGUCAUUAUACAAGGCCCAUGUAUAGCAAGCCCAGCAUCAUGUCUCACAAACGUUGGAUCCAUGUGAAGCCGGAAAGAUUUGAACAGGACUGUGAAGGUGUUGAUGUGCAUGCUGCUUAUGAUGAGCACCAGGUCACUGAAUCAAUCAAUACCAUACAGACAGAUCACUCUAUCCAGUCUUCAGGGGUGGAUGAGGACUUUCACAUUGGUGAAAAAAAAGUUGAAGCUGAGUUUGAUGAACAAGCUGAUGAAAGUAAUUAUGAUGAGCAAGUUGAUUUCUAUGGCUCUUCUAUGGAAGAGUUUUCUGGAGAAAGAGCAGAUGGGAAUCUUAGUAGCCACAGACAGGAUGCUAUUAUAGCAGCAGGCUAUAGUGAUAGCAUUGAAAUGGUGACAGGCAUUAAAGAAGAAGCUUCCCACUUGGGAUUCUCAGCUGCUGACAAGCUGUACCCUUGUCAGUGUGGGAAAAGUUUCACUCACAAGAGUCAGAGAGAUCGGCAUAUGAGCAUGCAUCUUGGUCUUCGGCCUUAUGGUUGUGGUGUCUGUGGUAAGAAAUUCAAAAUGAAACAUCACCUUGUUGGCCACAUGAAAAUUCACACAGGCAUAAAGCCAUAUGAGUGUAAUAUCUGUGGGAAACGAUUUAUGUGGCGGGACAGUUUUCACCGGCAUGUGACUUCUUGUACCAAGUCAUAUGAAGCUGCAAAGGCUGAGCAGAAUACUACUGAUGUUAAUUAAAAAUAGGACGUGGAUUCUUUUUAGUGGUGUGCACAAAAAUAAACUAUUAUAAUUAUGCAAAUUGUGUGCACAGAUGAUGUGUGGUACUUGCUAUUAUGAGACUAGCUUAAAAAUUGGAGGAUAUUUCUGAAAGACUGUAUGUAAGUAGGCCAAUUUUUAAAGUCUAAUUUCUCAAGUCAAUAUGCUUCAGUCCUGCCCUGAGAGUUCAGUCUCUGCUAACCCAUCUCUCAGCUAACUUUUCAACCUUCAGGCCAGUUGUAAUGUAGGUGGGCCGUUUUUGUUUUAUUUUGUUUUUAAUGUAGCCACCUGCAUUUAGAACUGGGCUGAAAAUGUAAGGUUUUUGUUUUUAGAUACAACUUUUGGUCACUCAUAACUUGGUCCUGUUAAAAUGUUAUUUUGCCUUUAUUAAUGAAACUUGGAGUAGACAGUCUGAAUUUGUUUAGGUUAAAUAGCUAUCUCACCAGACAAAUCCUGUGCUGUGUAAAAAGCUCAAAUGAUAUGGCUCCUAGAAGGAGAAAUUAAAUAGAAUUCUUUUGGUCUAAGUUUUAUCUUUUGAAAGGGUAUUUUAAUUAAAACCUUGAAGGAGGAUGCAAAGUAGGUAACAUUCUAACUUGGUUCAAUAGUAACAUGGAUGGUACAAGCUUCAUUUUUUUUUUUGUGAUACUACAGUAAUGUGUAUCAAAUUCUUGAUAUAACCCACACAAGGUUUUAUAUUUUAGUAUAUUGAAGUUUAAAAAAUUGUAUCUAGUUGUGAUUCACUAGGUGUAGAACUAGUUACCAGAAAUUAGUAUUUCUAAUUGGCUUGAUGUUCCAGUUCUUGUCCAUGUGAGUGACUGGAAGCUACCACUCCAGCAGAGUCCCUAGGUAAUCUACAUAUUGGACCUGUUGUGAUCCUGAUUAUAAGUCUUAUCUGCUGCUGCUCAGAGUUGUGGGCCUAUUGCAAAUAGUUGAGCUUUCUAAUGAAAAUCUGUCACUCGUAGGUAACAAGGAAGAAACAAUUAAAGAUAAACAGAUAUAAUUACGGAUUAUAGUUAGGAGCCCUUGUGUUUCAGGAGUUGGUUUAAUAUAGCCUGGUAGCUAUGAAGCCACAAAAAAAAUAGAAACAGAAUGCAGUGUGAGUGAGGCAGAGAAGAGCUGGUAACAAAUUGUUUGGGUGGCACCUUGUACUCUCUGGUUCAUUGUCAUCCAACUUGAGCAUUGGUACCUGUAUAAAAGGAGGUGGUAGCUCUUUAAAACAAAUAGAUCCACAUGAGCCCAUAAUGCAAGUCUUUUUAGAGGACUGGAAAGUAUUUCAGAAUGGAAAAGGAGGGAAAAAAAAUCCUGAUUUUAGAAGAGCAGUUUGGCGAGUCAAGCUCCCAAAUUAUACUGCUGCAUAAAUUAACAAGUCCACACAUCUGUACAUAUAGAAAAUAAAAAAGUGGCAGUUCUGAGAUUUUUUUUUUCUCCCUAUCAGUCUGAUGUAUUGGAUUGAAGACUGCUUUUUAGAAAAGAAAUAAAUCAUAUUCUGAAUAUGUAAGCUCCGUGAUAUACCUAGAUUUCUCAUUGGGGUGGGACAGGGUGCUAUAAUUAUACUAACUUCUUUUGACUCACUGGUUGAUUGCUUCCAAAUUUUAAUAUAAAUGUUUUCAUUUUGUAGGGAAAAUAGCUUUUCCUUGGACUCUAACUGAAAUUUGGUUUAAAAAUUGGCUUUGCACAAAUAUGGUUGCCAUUGCUGGCAAUGGACUUUCUCAAACUGCUAACUCCUAAGAAUUCAAGUUCUGAACACUGUAUGUGGACAAAGGGAAAGUAGCUCAUUCUUGUAAUCAACAUAAUUAACAGGGAUCUACUCACUAACACUGUAUCCUUCUCAAUAUAGAAAAGCACUUUGUAUUUAAAUCUCUUUAUACAUAUAUUGUUUUUUAACCUAGAAACUAUAUAUUACCUCCUAAUUGAUUGCCACAUUAAUACUGUUUCCUUAAUAUUGAAACAUCUGCCAGUUGCCAGUCUUUUUCUUUGUUUACAUGGCUGGAAUUGUGUAGAGGUGACUAUACAAUCCAACUCAAUUCUUUCCUACUCUUUGAAGUGGUCCUAGUCCUUCUGUGUGAUGAGAAAUUGCUUUAUGACUCCCAUUAAUAUUAUUAAUGAUGUUGUGAAACAAUUCUGCCAAAUAUCUUCACCCUCUACUGAGGUGUUAGCAAAGUAUAUUUCUUAUCUAAUUUGAAAGCUUUCCUUUACAAAAUUAGGUUGGAAAGUUUUAUAAGAAUUUGAGCUAGAAAAUACAAAUAUAGGGAAUGCCUAUCUUUCAGUUCUGUUCAUUUCAGUGAAACAGUGUUGUCAUGAGUAAUUUGAAGAUUUUUUUAGUCUAUUCCACUACUUUCUUACUUAAUCUCCAAACCCUUAUCCUAUGUCAUCUCUGACAUCAGUUUUGCAAAGAUUUAAUAUGUUAACUGCAAUUUUACCUUAUUCAAAUAGAUUGAUGCCUUUUGUAGGAAUCCUGAUGUGUAUACCAACUGCUAAUUUAUAAUUCUUAUUUUUAAAAUCCAUGCUCAACUUGUCUGUUGUCCUGUGCUGUUUAUAUAAAAUAUUGAAUUUCGUUUUAAAAAAAUGGUAUGGUAAGCAGAUCAACCCCAGACACUCUUAGUGGGACCACUCUAAUGCUGACCACAUUCAGAUAGCACAGAGUCUUCACCCAGCAUGAGUUGGGCUGAUGGAGGGGAUGGGGUUGGUAGGCAGGGAGAAGCUUGGAGAAGAAUGCUUACUAUAUAUCUAUUAAGAGAGAAAUUUUGCAGACUUUACCUUUUUAAGAUAAAGUAAUUCUAUCCCCUUUGGAA
Molecule: messenger RNA, 4571 nt
Organism: Phascolarctos cinereus (koala)
Lineage: Eukaryota; Metazoa; Chordata; Mammalia; Diprotodontia; Phascolarctidae
Gene: ZBTB43
Product: zinc finger and BTB domain containing 43
Biological process (GO): regulation of transcription by RNA polymerase II
Molecular function (GO): DNA-binding transcription factor activity, RNA polymerase II-specific; RNA polymerase II cis-regulatory region sequence-specific DNA binding; protein binding
Source: RefSeq, a predicted model, not a curated record